Penicillium longicatenatum is the source of this 756-nucleotide messenger RNA. RefSeq names its product histidine phosphatase family protein. The transcript has 4 exons. Gene Ontology annotation, cellular component: cytoplasm. Gene Ontology annotation, molecular function: phosphatase activity. The record is from RefSeq and is a predicted model, not a curated record. The coding region runs from base 1 to 756 and encodes 251 amino acids. NCBI's taxonomy places the organism in Eukaryota, Fungi, Ascomycota, Eurotiomycetes, Eurotiales, Aspergillaceae.
AUGCCACCAAAGCUACAUCUCGUUCGACAUGCACAGGGUUACCAUAACCUCAGCCCUGAACAUUGGAACCUUCUUGACCCUGAUCUGACCGAACAAGGAAAACAACAAUGUCACGAACUAAGGCGUGAGAUUAUGUUCAGUGACUCUAUUGACUUGGUCGUCGCCUCACCAAUGCGACGGGCUAUUCAUACCGGACUGGAAGCCUUCAGCCAAACAUUUGAAGCCAAACCCUGGAUGAAACUGAUUGCACUCCCGGACCUUCAAGAGAUUAGUGACUUCCCAUGUGAUAUUGGUACCGAGCGCGCCGAUUUGGAAAAAGAGAUGGAGAAAGCAAAUCUUCCGGUGGAUCUGAGCCUCGUCGAAAAUGACUGGACGGACAAGACUGGUCGAUAUGAACCAACAAGAGAGAAAAUUCGAGCCCGAGCUCGUGAUGUUAGAGCUUGGCUCAAAGGUCGCCCGGAAAAGGAGAUUGUCGUUGUCAGCCAUGGAGGUUUCCUACAUUUCCUGACCGAGGACUGGGAAGAUGCAUGUAAAUACGAUGGAACCGGGUGGGCCAAUACAGAGUGUCGAACAUACGAAUUUGUCGCAGACAUUGGUGAGUUCAAUGAGAAAGGCGACGAAGCUCCGAUGCAGGAAACAAAGGAAUCGCGUCAUAUGCGGGGCCAAACCACCCUCUCACCCACAACCAAUGACCAAGAGCUGCUAAGUGGAGAGAUGUUGCUGGGUUGGGCAGACCAAGGCUACCCAAUCGAGUAA